Messenger RNA from Radiomyces spectabilis, 4816 nucleotides. RefSeq lists its product as uncharacterized. Gene Ontology annotation, cellular component: plasma membrane. Lineage: Eukaryota; Fungi; Mucoromycota; Mucoromycetes; Mucorales; Radiomycetaceae. Gene Ontology annotation, biological process: Ras protein signal transduction; positive regulation of GTPase activity. The coding region runs from base 361 to 4599 and encodes 1412 amino acids. The record is from RefSeq and is a predicted model, not a curated record. The transcript has 6 exons. Gene Ontology annotation, molecular function: protein binding; guanyl-nucleotide exchange factor activity.
CGUUUUUUUUUUCUUUCACUUUUUGCCAUUGUAUAUAUCCUUUGAUCUAUCGUGUGUGGGCUUUGUUUUUUUCUUCUUCUUUCUCGUUUCAUCUUGCUUUCAGAUCUUUCUCAUCAUAUUCACCGUUUUAACAUCUCGUUCUAUCUCUUUUUUUUCGGUGUCGUUGUUUUUUCCUUUUUCUGAUUCUAUAUUCUGUCUAAUUAUUCCUCUCCAUGGUCUCUACCUGAUCGUUGCAAACACGCGUUAUAAAAACUAACCCACCCACCCCUCACCCACUCCAUCUAACCUAGAAAGAUAUACUCCCGUUUUUACUUGUAAUCUUUUCAGCCUCUAUUCUGUUUAUAUUUAUUCGUACAUAGCAUGACCUUAUCACACCAACCACUGUCGCUUCUCGCUCGUCCCACUUCACCGACCUCCAUCGCACUGUCACCACCCUCAUCGCUUCCCAGUUCACCACGCCAUGUCACUGCAUCUGCUCCUUCCACUUUCACAUCGCACUUUGUCCAAGCGCUUCACGACUUCUUUCCUAACAAUGCACCCUCCGAUAAUGUGUCGUGUCUUUUUUUCCGCCGAGGCGCUAUCAUCGAAGUACUCAAUCGAGACGAAUCAGGGUGGUGGGAUGGACAGCACGACGGUUGUCGAGGAUGGUUUCCUAGCAACUACGUGGGCGUGAUUGGCGAAGCGAGUCGUCACAGUAUCGAUUACGAAGAAGAUGGAUCCAAGGAUGUUCUUCAGUUUGAACACUGGCGCCAACACAUGGCUCAGCUCAGUGGAGAGGAGAUCACUCCAUCGUCCAUGUCGGGUUGGGAUUCAAAGAUCUCCCAAUCAGUGUCCGAAUCCCCAACCGUGCAAGGUCAUGGACCUUUGACUCAAACCCUGAUCCACGGCCAUCCUUCAUCCACCACCAAGGACCCUGCGGCCUCGAUCGAAUCGACCGAUCCCUCCCAUCUUUUGGAAGAUGUGGCCAAAGAAAUUGCAUUACUCGUGGACGCUUGUUCCACCGGGGAUCCGUCCAAUAUUAAACUGUGUAAUUUUCAAGUCAUUUCCGCUGUUCGAUCCGUCUUGGCAUCGGCUCACGCUGUAAACAAAGACAGUCCUGUUCUCAAGGCGUUUCCCGAAUUAGCUCGCCAACGCAAAGUCGUACUUGGUGCACUCAGUAAAUUAGUACUCAAAGGAAAAGACUUGCAAGCCGACGAUUCGCACAUCGAUAAGAUGAUCGAACAAGUGUGCUCCUUAGCCCAUCAACUGCUGUCGGAAAUGAAUACUUUUGAAACGAUCGCCCAAACUGUUCCCUCGCACCAUCACCACCCUCACGAUGAAACCACCGAUAUCACGGGAUCUACAACAGAACAACAACACCAACAACAGCAAGACGAUGUGUCUCCGCGCGUGUCGAUGAUGUCGUUUACGUCGAGCGCAUCUGUUUCCACAACCUCCUUACGACAACAGCUCCUGGAUGCAAGGCUAUCGAGUGCUUCUCUGAUUGCAAAAGCAGUCCCUCUUUGUGAUGCGCAGCAUAUAUUGCAGACGAUUUUGGAUCAUCAGCACACCAUUGACACCCUCAUGCAGGGAUUGCUUCACACCAUUGAACAUUUUAUCGGCAGCCGACACCGCGCCACGGAUAUGCUGGAAAUGACCCGGAAAGCCGUGGAAGCCGUUCGUACCUUUCUUGCCGUCGUGGAACAUGUGUGUUCCAAUAUCGGCGAACUUGACUACAAGCACUGUUCCAUUAUCCCUGAAGAUCCUCAUUUGGUUGCCUUGGUGCUUGCUAAAGAGGCCGUGUACAGUGCGAUCACGAAUCUUGUCACAGCCGUACGAGCCUUGGCCGGGCCACGUGAUAUGCAGACACCCGAUGAUUGCGAACAGUUACGAAUAAGUUGCGAAAACGUGGUUCGUACCACCCACGAAUGUGCUGCGUGUGUCAAGACAUGUUUGCACGUUGAUCCUGCCGAAACCGGGGACAUGCAAGAUGAUGUGCGCGCCAUGCGCGAUAAGCUUCAGGACUCGGUCGAUACACGUCGUCACCAAACUCUUAGUAUUCUUGGACGCAAAGUCACCAGUUUGAACGUUCUUCAGUCUCAAUAUGACGACGAUGCCACCAGUUCCUCCGACAGCAGCACAUCCUCCAUGUCACCCCAAGACGAAAUCUCACUUAACAACAAGUCGUCGUCCUCGUCGUCGGUUUCUCAUUCCCAUCUGCCUCCUUCGCGCGUCACGCAUGCCGACGAUGAUGUGGACGAAAACCAGCCUUUAGCCACCCUAGCCGGCAAACACCAUUCUCGACCUACCGAAAAGGACGUGGAAAAGUUGGAGAUUGGCCACUAUUCACCUGGUAGAAACGACGACUCUGAUGCCAGCAAACCGCCAUUUUCGACGCUUUAUUCUCAUCAGGAAGAUGUGUUUGCAGAGCAACAACAAGACGAUAAUGAUGACCACGAUGAUGUCGAUGACGAUCAUGAUGAGGAAGAGAUGGGUUCAUGCCAAGGUGAACCAGUGGCAGAGCGUCAGCGUAUUCGCAGCAGCCCAUCCGAGACCCAUCCACCACGUACGUCGAGGAAGGAUCGGCCCACAUCGAAAUCAAGUCGUCACAAGCUCUCGCGUUCUGAAACCGUACGUCGCUCCAGUACCACGGCAGCUCGAUCGUCGGUGGAAUCUAUCAAUGUGACUCCCAUGAGUACACCUGAAUCAAUGAGUCCUGUCAAAGAGUGCGAUGGCGACAAUCCCAUCGGGUCUCUUCCACCAUGUUUACCGCAUCGAGGAUCCGUGCAUGCCAUCACCGCCCGGCCGCGUGCAUCAUCCAUUAACGCUUUACAGUCAGCUUCCAAUGGCACAUUCCCUUUACCUCCUAGCCCCCAUCCGCAUCCUGCCGGCACUCGCGAUCUUCGACUCUCUGUUUCCAAAUCCACACCAACCGUUGACCCUGCGCUUUCCAAACCACGUCGUUCACGAGGCAUGAGCGUUUCCACCUUACGAAUGACCUUGACAAAACAAAAGGGCGAAGAACCACCCUCUUUGCACCACAUUUCCAAUGAAACUCUCAUCGACCCACCAUCGUUGCGUCGUAUGUCUUCAUGGAUGUCCAUGGAAGUGACGGAACGCCAAGAUCCAUUGUCGAUCAAGGAGCCUGAGCCUUGGUUUCUCAAGGAACGCGCCUUUUCUGAAGACGAGAUGAUGUAUAAUGGGGAAGGUCAAGUGACCGGGGCUACACUGGAAGCGCUGAUUAUCAAGCUGACAUCCCAUGAAAAGUCACCAGACUUGAUUUUUACACGCGCCUUCUUUUACAACUUUCGUUUAUUUACGGAUCCAUCCACUCUUUUGCAAUUGCUCAUUGAUCGUUUCCGUUUGUCACCUCCUGUGGAACCGGAAUUGACGACGGAAGAAUCGAAACUUUGGACCCAGCGUGUCCUUUUACCCGUUCGUCUGAGAGUCUGCAAUGUACUCAAAAUGUGGCUUGAAGUUUAUUUUUCGUUUGAACAAGAUGCGCACAUUGAACAAACUCUCAUUCACUUUGCUGCCAAUGAAAUGGCGCAGGCCAUGCCAGGUCCAUCCAAACGGAUGCUGGAACUUAUUCGACGCACCUUCUCAUUGCGAAGUCUGGCACCUGCAGGAAGGAAACAUUCUUACACUCAGGAUGUGCGAGCAAUGAUGCAACGAUCUGCCACGGGUUCGCAUGCGUCGAUCUCUUCUGGGUCGUAUAUUUUUUCCUUGUUUGAAGAUCAUCAUUCCACUGAUUCGCUCACAGAACGACAUCCUCAACCCAACAUUAACCGAUCGCUUCGCAAUACGUUACGUAAAGCGUUAAGUCAAAAUGCGCUUUCUCAAGUGAAUGUGAAUGAUUUUGAUCCGCUCGAACUGGCGCGCCAAUUGACCUUGAUGGAAAACUCUUUAUUCUGUCAAAUUGAGCCUUACGAGAUGAUCGGUCAGGAAUUCACGAAACAAGCCGAUUCAAGUCGGUCCAUCCAUGUAAAGGCCAUGAUCCAACGUAGCAAUCAGGUCACUGGAUGGGUCUCUGACAGUGUGUUGCGCGAAAGCGAUCCGAAAAAGCGAGCGCAAGCCAUCAAAUUCUGGAUCAAAGUGGCCGAUCAUUGUCUGCAACUGAGCAAUUACAAUACGUUGAUGGCGAUUCGAUCGGCCCUGGAUUCGACGAGUAUUGCGCGAUUGAAAAAGACAUGGGAUCACAUCUCGGCCAAGUACAAGGCCAUGAUCGAUCCCAUUUACCGUGCUACCGAUUCGCAGCGCAACUUUGCCGAAUACCGCAAUCGACUCAAGAACGCGAUGGCCCCGUGUCUCCCAUUUCUAGGUAUCUACCUCACCGAUAUCACAUUUAUUGACGAUGGCAAUGGCAACUACCGCACGUCGCCCAAUGGUCACCAGUUGAUCAAUUUCGACAAGUACAUCAAAACCACACGGGUAUUGAAUGAAAUAGAUCAGUUCCAAAUUCCUUACAAACUGAUCGAAGUGGAUGAGAUCCAACGCUUCCUCGUGCGGUAUCUGGAAACCAUCGAAACCGAUAAUCUCGUCUACUACACCCGAAGUCUCAAAGUCGAACCGCGAGAAGAAGAAUUCGAUAUCCGCAGUGCCAUCAGUAACUUGUCUUGAAAACAAAAUGCCGUCUCUUUUACCCUUCCUUAUCUCUCUUAGCUCUUAGCCUUUAGCCUGUGUACAUUGUAAUUUCGUGUUUAUGUCCCUUUUUUCCCCCUAUUGUUCGAGUUGUUUUUAUCCUUUUUUCUUCUUUAUCUUUAUCAUUUUUUUUUUUUUUUACAAAAAAGCGUAUAGAACAAGUGUGUAUAAAACUGUAUAGAAAAUUUACCGAUCC